Molecule: messenger RNA, 300 nt
Organism: Striga asiatica
Lineage: Eukaryota; Viridiplantae; Streptophyta; Magnoliopsida; Lamiales; Orobanchaceae
Source: the annotation of a GenBank genome assembly
AUGCCCUCCUCCAAGCCCGCAUGUCCAAGCCUUUUUGCACCUCCUCAGCCACCCGAAAUCACAAAGCAUCGGCUCAAACCAUUUCUGAACAAACCCCAACCUCACAUCCAAACGCUCGAGCAGCUUUUCUUGGUCAGCCCACAGUCCCACAAAGUCCUCCGCCAGCUGGCGCUCAAGCAGGAUUUCGAGAAGCCAAUUCAGGUUGUCGACCUGCGUCGAGAUCCGCUCCAGAAGGGGUGUAUCGUCCCUCAGCUUCUUCUCUUCUUCCUCUGUCCAUGGUACUGCCUCGAUGCAAUUUAG